Pelmatolapia mariae (spotted tilapia) is the source of this 3357-nucleotide messenger RNA. It is a transcript of the gene zic5, whose product is annotated as zic family member 5 (odd-paired homolog, Drosophila). The record is from RefSeq and is a predicted model, not a curated record. Gene Ontology annotation, biological process: regulation of transcription by RNA polymerase II. Gene Ontology annotation, cellular component: nucleus. Lineage: Eukaryota; Metazoa; Chordata; Actinopteri; Cichliformes; Cichlidae. Gene Ontology annotation, molecular function: RNA polymerase II cis-regulatory region sequence-specific DNA binding; DNA-binding transcription factor activity, RNA polymerase II-specific. The transcript is spliced from 2 exons. Bases 498 to 1979 code for a protein of 493 amino acids.
AGAAAAAAGAAAAAAAAGAAAAUUAACACAACCAAACCCGGAGUAGACUAAGGUUGCACAUGUCACACAAACUGUUAUUUUGGUCAUCCACAUGCACCAGCAGCAGUAAACACAAAGCCGCCCAAACGGAUCUGCUGGUAACUUUGAGUACAACUUUUUGGAGUCAACAGCAAUAAAGAGAGCGAGGGGGCGGAACCCUGCUGAGCCCCUGCGCUGAACAACAGCCAAUCGCUUCGUUCUCCUAACUGCCAGUCACCGAAAUCCGUCCAAUACCCGCAGUGCCAUUUCUAAACUGUAUUCCCCACUGUGUCCUCCAACUGUUGUAUGUUCUGCCAAUCGCUUGAGGACAGAGUGGGAAAAGGAGCAAGCAGAGUUAGAAGCCGGACAAAAGAACUUAUAGACCCCUUAUAUACAUAUUUUCGUAAUGUUUUAGAGAGCGUAGUGUGGUGGGAAAAAAAACAGUUGCGGUGAGUGCGGAUGGACUUGUCAGUGUAGUUAUGGAACCCCCUUUAAGCAAGAGGAAUCCGGCGAUAAGAUUAGCGGAUUUGGCAGCGACUCAACCCCUUCCUCAUCAGAAUAUGACAGGCUUCCCGGGGCUAGGGGGGCAUCACCCUCUCUCCCACCAUGCCCACCUCCACCCUGGGGAGCUGGGCAACGACCCCGGAGUGGCACUCACUCCAUUUGGACCAGAGCACAUGGCACAGACAAAUGCUCUCAAACUUAGCCCAUCUCAGCACAUUCAGAGCCAUCCCGAAGCCCAGACCGCGGCAUCUUUCACUUCUGCUCAGACCACAGUUGGUUUCCCCGUGGCUCACCCCCACUCAGGCUACUCAAGCAGCAGGGACUUCAUCCUCAGGAGAGAACUCUCAGCCUCUGCUAUGCAUGCACUUGGCGACCAGCAUAGUUCCGCCUCCUCCCCUCAUCACCAUGGCAUGUUCAUCUCCCCAACAGGUGCUUAUGGGCACACGGAAAGUGGGGCCCAUUCACUUUUCACUGGACUUCACGACCAGGCGUCCCCAGGUGCCCACCACCAUGCCCUCAACGGGCAGAUGCGCCUCGGUAUACCGGGGGACAUCUAUGGCAGGCCAGAGCACUUCGGGCACAGGCCAGAGCACUAUGGACCGUCUUCUCUCCACAGCUACAACUCCAUGAACCUCAAUGUGAACAUCGCUUCUGCUCCUCACGGAGCCGCGGGGGCGUUUUUAAGAUACAUGCGGCAGCCCAUAAAGCAAGAGCUAAUCUGCAAAUGGAUCGACCAGGAGCAAAGUCAAAAAAAGCCCUGCUCUAAAACUUACAGCACCAUGCACGAACUGGUUAACCACGUCACGGUGGAGCAUGUCGGGGGACCGGAGCAGAGCACCCACGUCUGUUUCUGGGAGGAAUGUCCACGAGAAGGAAAAGCUUUCAAAGCGAAGUACAAACUGAUAAACCACAUCCGAGUUCACACGGGAGAAAAGCCUUUCCCGUGUCCUUUCCCGGGAUGUGGGAAAGUGUUCGCGCGAUCGGAGAAUCUAAAAAUUCACAAGAGAACUCACACAGGAGAGAAACCUUUCAAGUGCGAGUUUGACGGCUGUGACCGAAAAUUCGCCAACAGCAGCGACCGGAAGAAGCACUCUCACGUCCACACCAGCGACAAGCCUUACUACUGCAAAGUGCGCGGCUGUGACAAAUCCUACACACACCCGAGCUCGUUGCGGAAACACAUGAAAGUGCACUGCAAGUCCCCUCCGCCCCCUGCCACCAAUGUCACCUAUAUUUCCUCCACAAACCCUCUCGGAGACCCUCUUUCGCCCACUUCUGAACCGCACAGGAACCGCUCUGCGAACCUCUCCCCUCAGGUCACCAACCUCAACGAGUGGUACGUGUGCCAGGGGAGCGGAGGGCCCAACCACCUUCACACCCCCUCCAGCGAUGUGCCAACUACAGAUUCAGACGACGAGGACUCUUUCAGAAAUUCAGACCCGAGGACAAUGCUCUGAUACCUGGUAUACAUCCAUGGGGACUUUCAAACUUGUCAUCUAGUUGACCCGUUAAAGUGUGCAUCUGUGUUGUUCCCCCACCCGGUUCACUUGAGAUAUUGAUCAGUAGUGAUACUAACUGACUGUCCUAAAAACCAGCAAAAUUACAUUCAGUGUGGAUGCAAUGUAGCUUCAUCAAACAAGAAAGAUUUUUUUUUUGUCCCCCUUAACCCAGAUGACCCCUGACCUUAACCUAACAUGUAAAUCACAACUGUCCAACAAUGAGUUUAAAACGGAGAUUUGACGUUGAAAGAAAGAACAAAAUUUGCUUCCAAUUUGAAAGAACCAAAAAAUAUAUAUAUUUUUUUUUCUUUGAAUCAGGUCGGACUAGAACUAGAUUAAUGUGUGUGUAUUUUUUUUUCCACGAGAUGAAUGCAGGAUUUAAUUAACUGCAUAACUCAAGACUCCACUGGUGUGCUGAAAUGACAUCUUUCACAUCCUCUUGCAGUUAAUAACUUCACUGCAAUCAAUCAGUGUCACAUUAAAGAGAAGGUACUGCUUGUAGCUCCACAAGUAGAAAUAAUGAAUUUAAAAAAAAUCUAGAGGCUAGAGAGGAGGCCUUUUUUUCUAUUUCAGCUAAUCUCUUUAAAAUGUGAUACAAACUUUGAAAAAACUAAUAAGGAAAAAAAAACAGGAGAGGAGGCAAACAUCUGAGUGUCUUAAGGGUUCGCAUUUACCUUAUCAGAUUUAUACAUGUGUUUGGAUUGAAUUUUGUAAUAUUUAAGAACUAUUUAAGACUAUAUUUUAUGCAAAAUACACAAGUUUAACACUUGUUAAAGAGUCCAGUAAGUCCCUUGAGACCCUAAAUGUCUACACUGACAGGCUUUGAUCCUGUAGGAUUUGUACAUAUGUAAUUGUGCUGAUGCUUGUGAAUGUUGUGUAGUUUUUAAUUACAAGGAAAAAAAUGUUGUUUUGUACAUUGUAAUUUAUUUGCUGGUUUCAAUGUUGUACUGGAAUUACAGAAACACCAAAGAAUAAUAAUAUCAGUUUUGGUGAUGCAUAGUACCCUGCUGAUGGUUUUUGUUUUUUUGUUGUUGUUGUUUUGUUUUGUUUUUCAGAUUCACCUUUUAACUUUUUGAGUUUAUAUUUUUUAUUUGUGCUCUGUAAAAGAAGAAACAUUUACUUGAAUAGGCUGUGUAAUGUGAAAAGUCCCUCUCCCCCCGCAUGCCUUUUGUAGUGAUCUGUCUUUCAUAUUGAGGUGCAUGGUGCCAUUGGAUAAUAAUGGAUGGAGAAAAAGAGAGAGAGAGAGAGAUGAAUCAGCUAUGAUUGUGCAGACCUUUGAUGUUCAAGAAUUAAUUUACAAUAUAAAAAAAAUCAUGCUAAAAUUUAAUAAUAAAAA